GAACAACAAAUUUGUGUAGAGUUUGUCAGUGGUUUACGAUAAUUGUUUUGAUUUCUGUAGCAUUAUGAACGUGCCGAAGAUGCUUCCAAGGCUGUGGAAAAAUUGGACGACACUGAAUUUAUGGGUGUUCACAUCCAAGUACAGGUAUAUAAAUAGCCCAAUAUAUCAAUCGCAGAAUUCUGACUUUUUAAUACCACAUUUAAUCCAGCAGUUAAUUUUGCUCUGCUACCAUAUUUAUCAUGUAUAGCAUGCCAAAAGCAAAGGAAAACCCAAUGCUGGUGAUAACGAAUGCUUCGAAUGUGGACGAGAAGGCCAUUGGUAAGAUAAAAUCAAUUCAACGGGUAUUUCCAGGAAAUGUCCACACCCCCAACAUGGUGAAAAUUGUCAGCGACUAGCCUACCCCUGUUCAGACAUCCUAGCAUAUUUUAUUAUUAUUGGAAGUAGAUUCCUUUCCAUCCAUGUAGCAGAAAUCUGAUUUAGAUUUUUGUAAUUAAAUAGGGCAAGAGAUUGUCCUCGGAGAAGGAGAUAUGACAGGUAAUAUAUGUGAACUUAGGAUGUUUGUCAGUAUUUACUAUGGCUAAAAUUGCUUCAAAAUUUGCUAUCAAUGCCAUUUUUCAGUUAGUGUUUCCACAAUGCAAUUUCCUUCAAAUUUCUAUUUUUGUAAUUUGUGAUUUUUUGUGAAAGCUACAGACGUCCUCCCCCUCCAAGAAGCAGCUACAGGGAACCGUAUCGAGGUAUCGACAGUUAUCGUCCAGACAGUUACCGUGGACCAGACCGUGGUUACAGAGACAGUUACUAUAGCGACAGUUACUAUGGAAGUCGUUACUCAGCUCCCCCUCGUUACAGUCCGUACAGUCCAUACGGGGGCUAUGGUGGACGAAGUAUGAGAAGUCGAUCACCUCCACCCAGGUAUGUAAUGCUACUGAAUAGACCUUUCCCCUUUUGAGUGAAAUUUUGAUGUAGACAAGCCUUUCAAAAAUUUCAUCACAGCUCGAAAGAGCAUCACAAAAUUAGUAAUAUUCCGAAGUUUUGUUGCGAAAUGUUGCAAAAUGCGGAUAAUAUAGCCUUGCAAAGUUUGCCGUUUUUCAGUCAUUCUGUAUUACAAAUGGGAAAUUGAUAAUCAGUUUGAUCAUCUGAUUAUCAAUUUCCUAUUUGUAAUAGAAAAUGACUGAAAAACAGCAAACUUUGCAAGGCUAUAUUAUCCACAUUUUACAACAUUUCGCAACGAAACUUCAGAAUAUUACUAAUUUUGUGAUGCUCUUUCGAGCUGUGAUGAAAUUUUUGUCCAGACUUGUCUAGAUCAAAAUUUCACUGAAAAGGGGAAAGGUCUAUUGGGUGAUUUCCUUAGAGGAAGUCUUGGUUUGGUAAUAGGAUUGCCAAGAUUAGGAAUAGUUCAAGAGUAGGAACAGCAUCCUAAGCAGUUCUCAGCACCCAAGUAUCGCAGCAUGUAAUAAGAAUAUUCUGUUUUGUUUGCAGGUCUUACCACAGUUCUUAUGCAUAUGCACCUAGACGGUAAGCACUUGUUUUGUGGUUGAUCAUUCAAUUGUGGAUCACUGGCAAAAUAAAGCUUUCAAACACUGUGUACAAAUAUAAUUUUCUAAGUUUAGUGUUUUACAUGAAUUAGUUUUAAGAGUUUUUAAUUCAAGAAAUAGAAAUGUAAUCAACAUCGUGCUUUUUGUUUGUCUCAUUUUAUUUGCUGCUGCACACACACUGUGAAAACCAGAUUAACGCUAGGAAAACUAGAAAAAUUGUGGAAACAAUGUUUCCGGUAUGUCCAUCUUAAGAAACAUGUCUAGUUUGCACACUUUCAGGAAACAUGACUACAAAACGAUUCUGUCACAUGUGUUUCAGCAACAAUGUUCCCUGUAUAAAGGCUGACCAUCAAAGUUUCUGUGAUCACAGUAGGAAUUUUGCAAAGGUAAAUUCUAAGUUUUGAAGGAUUUAUAAGAAAUGUUUGAGGAAAUGACUUAGUGUUAAACACCAAAUCAGUUCCCUCAAACAUUUCUUACAAAUCCUUCAAAACUUAGAAUUUACCUUUGCAAAAUUCCUACUGUGAUCACAGAAACUUUGAUAGGGUCAACCAUCCAUAACAAUAUAUGGUACAAUCAAAUAACGUAAUAUAUUACAAAUAACAUGGACCUCCUUAAAAUAAUUUACAUACAUUACUGAUGACAAAUAAACACAUUUGAUAAACAUGGAGUUGAUCAUAGAAAGUCUCGGGAAUACUACUAAUGUGUCAUCGGUGGUAAAGUUUUGCCAGUAGCGGACAAAGUCACAUUCUCAAGAGCUCAUUGUGGAAAAAUUCGGAAGACCGAAGCCGAAGUACAAAAGGCAGCUCGUUGUUCCUCAUACGCGAUUGGUUAAGGUAACGAAUGGUGUUCUCGAAAGGGUUUGCCGUAUAUUUAUCAUAUUGUUGAAUAUAUAUAAAAUACUCGGUUGAAUCGUUAUGUAUAAGUUUUAUGUAGCUCUGUUCCGUAGCUCGAGCGAAAGGCGGUGGUGAUGAUCUUGAAGAACCACACUCGAAGAACUACAAUCUACACUCGAAGAACCAUGAGUCCAUGACCGUGCUGAAAGUCAUGGUGUGUUGUCCUCGUCGGAAGUUGAUCUUUAGUAAUCGAUAUCUGUGUGUCUCGGAGGAUAUUAGCGUGAGUACCAUCGGGGCGGAAGAUCGGAAAGUUGUCGCAACUGUACAACAUAAAAACAACCCGUACACGUAGACACAUUCACAACGUUUUCGCACACAUUUCUUAAUUUGAACAUGUCUCUGUACAAAGUCAUUUUAAGAGUGACCGCUCUUUCUGAUGUGGACAUAAAACGAUGCUAGCAUGCUCAUAAGACUUUCAUCAUUUUCACUUCAUAAAAUGCAUUGUUUUCAUUUAUAUAUUUCUCUUUUUUAUAGUUAACGAAACGACUGGCAAGGUUAUGCGCACUGUUCUCAGAUAAAUAUGAGAAUAACCUAAGCCAGUGGAAUGGUUUACAUUGGUGAGUAUUUCUUGAAAAACCUUUGUAUACAUUUGAAAGUGAAAAGUGUGGAUUGAUAGGAUGAAGGGCCUUCGCUCAGGUAGUUGAAUCCCUCGCAGCUUUCUGGUAUUUUGUGACUACCUACCCUGGCACGGACCAUUUGAAAGUGAAGACUGAAGUUGACACGAUUGUUUUCAUUACAUUGAUAGGUUUGGAAGAAUACCUCUGAACCUUUUGUUGUCCUGGACUCGUUGGAUAACUCUGCAAAUGUCCAAGCAAAAGCUGCCGCUCCACAUUCGCAACAGUUCGAGUACGGACGCAAUAAUAUGAACUUUUUAACAUUAUGUAUUGAUAUUAUUUAUUAAUUUUAUUGAUGUAAACAAUUAUUUUUAUAUAAAAGAUUUUUAUUA
Molecule: messenger RNA, 3371 nt
Organism: Paramuricea clavata
Lineage: Eukaryota; Metazoa; Cnidaria; Anthozoa; Malacalcyonacea; Plexauridae
Source: the annotation of a GenBank genome assembly